UUCUUAUUCGAAAAACAAGUGUGUGAGCGAGCUAGUAUCAAGCACACACCAAAUUUUUCUUUAUUUUUGUUGUAAAAAAAAAGUGAAGUCCAAAAAAGAAAAUCCCUUGCUGUUUGCUAAUUUUCUCUCGCACUUUGCGAUUAAAAGCAGAAAAUAAAAUAAACCCCCAAAAUAAUAAAGAAAAGUUUUUUUAUUGUUGUCUGCAUGAUAAAGUCCUGCUGUGAAUUACAAUAAACUUUAUUCUUUUUUUGCCAACCAAACCUGAAAAAUCAACCUCUCCUCCACCUCAACUUUUGUGCUCGCGCUGCCUCUUUUUUUCUUGAGUCAUCAACGAGAUCUUUUUAUUAAAAAAAAAAAAAACUUUCAAAUAAUUCUUGAAGCUCGCUCGCGAGAAAAAAUAAAGAAUUCGCAAAGUGUUUGCUGUAUUUUAGUUGUGUAUAUUUUUUAAUUUUAUUUAUUUCCAUAAAAUUUUGUAAAUAUCAAAGCUCCACUUUUUGGACACAAGAAACCUUCGAGUUUGUAGAUUCCCACAUCUCUUAUUCUGUGGUGUGAGAAGAUGGCGAUGGAAAUUGGCACUCAAAUGAAUGGUCAUACGGCUAUUGGUGCAAAGAAAAAGGAUGCUGCCGAAAAGGAGAACUUAUGGUCGGCAAUAUUGAGCGAGGUUCAAAAGCAGGGCAGCACAAAACUUCCAUCGAACAAAUCUGUUUUAGUAUUAGGUGAUAAUGCCACGGGAAAGACAACACUAAUCGCUAAACUGCAAGGCGUUGAGGAUCCGAAGAAAGGUUCUGGCCUAGAAUAUGCUUACAUUGAUGUUAAGGACGAAUACAGAGAUGAUAUGACUCGAUUAGGUGUUUGGGUUCUUGAUGGCGAUCCAGGUCAUGUAAAUCUCUUGAAGUAUGCCUUAAACGAAAAUAACUAUGCACACACCUUAGUGAUACUCACAGUGUCAAUGACAGCACCGUGGUCAUGGCUCGAGCAACUUAAUCAUUGGAUAAAAGUGCUUGCAGAACAUAUUGAGAGCCUUAAAUUGGAUCCCGAGGAGAGUAGAGAUGCCCGCCAACGUCUAAUUACUUCAUGGCAAAGUUAUUGUGAAGUUGGCGAUGAUCUAGAUCCUGGUUCUCCUAUAAAACGAUCAGUUCGUAAUAAUUCUGUUGAUGAUGAUGAUUUAUUGCCUCUGACAGAAGGGGCGCUUACAACAAAUCUUGGUCUAGAUAUGGUUGUAGUUGUCACAAAAACCGACUAUAUGACGACAUUAGAAAAAGAAUACGAUUAUAGGGAUGAGCAUUUCGAUUUUAUACAACAGUGGAUACGUAGAUUUUGUCUACAGCAUGGAACAUCUCUGUUUUAUACCAGCGUUAAGGAAGACAAGAACUGUGAUCUGCUCUAUAAAUAUUUAACUCAUAGAAUUUACGAUUUACCAUUCCGUACACCUGCGCUUGUUGUUGAAAAAGAUGCUGUUUUAAUUCCUGCUGGAUGGGAUAAUCUAAAGAAAAUAAGUAUUUUGUACGAGAACAUGCAUUCAUGCAAAGCCGAGGAUUACUAUACGGACAUUAUUAUCGCUCCUCCAUCCCGGAAGACUGUUUCGAAUCGAGAAGCUGAGGUUCAAACUGAAGACGAACAAACUUUCCUGCAGAGGCAACAGCAAAUUCUUCAACAAGGUCAGGGUCAAAUCCGUGGAGAAUCGCCACUGCGUUCUCAAGGUGGUAAUAAAAAUGUUACACGAACACCAGGCUCGACAAGUCAAAGCUCGCCCAUAAAGAUUGAUCCUAAACUCAAUCCAUCAACACCUGGGGGUGAGGGUGUCCUUGCUAAUUUCUUUAAUUCUUUACUGCACAAAAAAUCAGGUUCGCCUGCAACUCCACCGGGUACACUCAAUUCACCUCGCACAGCUAAUGGCACAGAUGUCUCAAUUACACCCGAAAAGUUUUCAGUACGCACCGACGCAGCUGCUGAGCUCGAUAGACUGGCAAGGAGUGUGAAAAAGGAUAUUGAUUUUUCGCAAUCAGAUUGUUAAAAAAUAACCGCCAACGCCAAUGGUUAGCAAUGGAUGGUUAAAUAUAGCAAUAUUCACAAAAUCCAACUUAAUGAUGUAAUCCCAAUUGUUUCAAUAAGAGGCAGUUCUCAGCGCCUGCGCAGAUAUAUAGUUUCAGCUUACAAAAUAAUUAACUUAUUAAUUUUUAUUAUAAUAAAUAACAAAGAAAAAAGAUGUUAUAAUAAUCAAAUUAUGAUAACUUUCUAUUGUAUAUUUAUGCCCAAUGAAACGAGAUUAAAUUUCAGUAAGAUACAA
This is a messenger RNA of Episyrphus balteatus (marmalade hoverfly), 2287 nucleotides long. It is a transcript of the gene Dlic, whose product is annotated as cytoplasmic dynein 1 light intermediate chain 1. Bases 557 to 2014 code for a protein of 485 amino acids. The transcript is spliced from 7 exons. The record is from RefSeq and is a predicted model, not a curated record. NCBI's taxonomy places the organism in Eukaryota, Metazoa, Arthropoda, Insecta, Diptera, Syrphidae. Gene Ontology annotation, cellular component: cytoplasmic dynein complex; centrosome. Gene Ontology annotation, molecular function: dynein heavy chain binding. Gene Ontology annotation, biological process: microtubule-based movement; microtubule cytoskeleton organization.